AUAGCAGGGGUUGCAUGACAACGGCGGAAGAUGGUGCCCUCAAAGGCGGGUUGGAGGCGAGGCCAAGGUAGUCUGUGGGUGGCUGCUGGCAUCCUCCUCUUCCUCUCCUCCUCCUCCUCCUCCUCCUCCGCUGGGUAAGGUGAGGAGCUCCAACGCGGGUAUAUCGGCGUUCCCCCCUCCUUCUCGCCGUUCUCCUCCCUUGCCCCGGAAGGAGUUCUCCGCUUGGUCUCGGAAGUUGUCCUGGGCAGGGUCCGGCCCAGAGCAAGGCCUGGCUGCCGCUCUCGGAACGGGACUUCGGGUUAGACUAGGCAGCAAAGGACGCCGGACUGCUGUCUUUGGCCACCCGGAGGUGACUUGGCCUCAUGAAGAAGCUCUCAUAGUCAAAACGAGUGAGAUAGGCUUUGCCCUGAAUUUGACAUAACAGAUUGGGUUGCAUGGAAUGCUGCACUUGGGCAAAGAUGCUAAUAUAAGAAGAAUUCUCCAUCUCUUCUCCCUGCUGCAACCCUCACACCCCCGAGAAGCUUCUCCUGAGGUUCAGUGGACCUUCAGGUCAAGUGACUGUUUACGUGGAAGGGCAAUAUGAUGUUUUGAAGUAUGACCGAAGUACUGAUGCUGUACCAGAGGCUAGGAGUAUUAAUGGCCAAAUCUAGCAAUCACAUGGUCUUCUAAAGAAGUCAUGGGUAGCUGUUGUAGCUGUCCAGAUAAAGAAACAGUCCCUGAUAACCAAAGAAAUAAAUUCAAGGUUAUUAAUGUGGAUGAUGAUGGUAAUGAGUUGGGUUCUGGUAUAAUGGAACUUACAGACACAGAAUUAAUCUUGUAUACCCGUAAACGGGAUUCUGUCAAAUGGCAUUACCUCUGUCUGCGCCGUUACGGCUACGAUUCCAAUCUCUUCUCGUUUGAAAGUGGUCGAAGAUGUCAAACUGGACCAGGAAUAUUUGCCUUCAAGUGUGCCCGUGCAGAAGAAUUAUUUAACAUGUUGCAAGAGAUCAUGCAGAAUAAUAGUAUAAAUGUGGUAGAAGAGCCAGUAGUAGAAAGGAAUCCACAUCAAACAGAGAUGGAAGUUCCAAGAACACCCCACACACCUACCACACCUGGGUUGAGUGGGCAGAGUCUACCUAAUGGGUAUCCAAGGUAUCCCUCCUAUGGAGAUGCUUCAUCACAUCCCUCCAGCAGGCACCCUUCUGUAGGAAGUGCACGUCUUCCUUCAGUAGGUGAAGAGUCAACACAUCCCUUGCUUGUAGCAGAGGAGCAAGUCCAUACAUAUGUGAAUACAACUGGUGUGCAGGAGGAAAGAAAAAACAGGCCAAGUGUGCGUACACCUCUGGAACGAAGGGUUUCUAAUGCAGAAACAAGCAAGUCAAGGGAAGAUGAAACUUGCUCAGAUGACAGAGAUGCCCAGGUUGUACUGGAACCUGAAGGAGUCAAAUUUGUUUUGGGCCCAACUCCUGUCCAAAGGCAGUUAAUGGAAAAAGAAAAAUUGGAAUCCAGUGGGAACAGUACUCAAGCUAGCGGAAACAGUACUGAAACUAGUGGUAACAGUACUCAAGCUAGUGGGAGUAACAACAAUGAAUGGGACACUGGAUACGACAGUGAUGAACGCAAAGAAGUUUCCUCUGGUAACAAAAUAGCAUAUGAAAAUGUAAAUAGAUUGUCCAUCCCUAGUGCCCCAGGACUCAGGAGAGGUCGUCUAAUAUCAUCCAGUACCUCUGAUACCCAGAAUAUCAACAAUUCAGCUCAGAGGAGAACUGCAUUGCUAAAUUAUGAAAAUCUGCCAUCUUUGCCUCCAGUUUGGGAAGCCCACAAGCUAACUAAAGAGGAAGAUGACAGUUUAGGACCAAAGACACCUUCUCUGAAUGGCUAUCACAAUAAUUUAGAUCCCAUGCAUAAUUAUGUCAAUACAGAGAAUGUGACCGUGCCAUCAAGUGCUCACAAAGUAGAAUAUGCAAGACGUCGGGACUGUACCCCAACAGUCUUUAACUUUGAUAUUAGGCGACCAACUUCAGAACAUAGGCAGCUCAAUUAUAUACAGGUUGAUUUGGAAGGUGGCAGUGACUCUGAUAACCCUCAGACACCAAAAACUCCUACCACUCCACUUCCACAGACUCCAACUAGGCGCACAGAGCUGUAUGCUGUGAUAGACAUUGAAAGAACAGCCGCUAUGUCAAGCUUGCAGAAAGCACUGCCACGUGAUGAUGGUACUUCUAGAAAAACCAGACAUAACAGUACUGACCUGCCUAUGUGAGCUGAAAAGCAUUAGUUAAAUCAUUUGCACCUUUGUGAAGUUUUUUUUAAAUUGAAUGAAUGCUCUGUUUUGAUCUUUAAAUGCUAUUACAUUUCAUAGAUUGAUAGAUUUUUCUGAAUACUUUAUGUGCUUCUUUAAAGGGAAUUUAAGGUAGAAAGAGUAUUGAAUAACACUGUUUCAUUUUACAAUGGUAGUAACAGCUUUUGGAUAGCAUCCCCAUCUUUUUAUAGUGCCUAUUGUAUUGGAUGAAAGUUGGAGUAACAUGCCAGUUCUGACAGACCUGGUCACUUGCCUAAUGUCACUGAAGGUGUUACAAAAAUACUUUUUUUUUAUGCCUCCUGAAACUUUGCAUUACAAGCAGGUCAGUAUUGUCUCUCAUAGCAUAGGUUUGUAGAUUCACAUAUUCCAGUUGAAUUUAUGGCUUCAUGUGGUGUAAAUGAGAGAUUCUGGUCAGUUUAAGUAGAGCCAUAACAUGGUACAAAUUCCAUUAUCUAGCAUGUGUGGACUAAGUGACAUUCUGGCACAUAAAUCAGUGCUUAGUUUGAUGGGAGAGGACUGUCAGGCAGCUGUCAUCCUCUAAAGCCCUUCCAACAGAAGCAGCUUGUGGUGGUAUUGAAGAGUGCAAGUCUAUUAAUAAAGCCAAUUAGUAAAUGUUAAA
Molecule: messenger RNA, 2900 nt
Organism: Rhineura floridana
Lineage: Eukaryota; Metazoa; Chordata; Lepidosauria; Squamata; Rhineuridae
Gene: FRS2
Product: fibroblast growth factor receptor substrate 2
Exons: 8
Coding region: 677-2242 (521 amino acids)
Biological process (GO): cell surface receptor protein tyrosine kinase signaling pathway
Cellular component (GO): cell-cell junction; cytoplasm
Source: RefSeq, a predicted model, not a curated record